This is a messenger RNA of Arachis stenosperma, 1170 nucleotides long. RefSeq names its product glutathione gamma-glutamylcysteinyltransferase 1-like. Gene Ontology annotation, molecular function: glutathione gamma-glutamylcysteinyltransferase activity; metal ion binding. Bases 99 to 797 code for a protein of 232 amino acids. Gene Ontology annotation, biological process: phytochelatin biosynthetic process; cellular detoxification of cadmium ion; detoxification of copper ion. The transcript has 6 exons. The record is from RefSeq and is a predicted model, not a curated record. Lineage: Eukaryota; Viridiplantae; Streptophyta; Magnoliopsida; Fabales; Fabaceae.
AAUAUGGAUAUUCUAACCGUUUUUUGUUUUUAAAGAAAAACUCAUUUUCUUCUUCCAACAGCUUCCUCCAUUCACCUUCACUGCCGCCAGAGAACAUAAUGGUUAAAGGAUUUUACAAACGAGUUCUUCCCUCGCCUCCUGCGGUUGAUUUCGUUUCCAGCAAUGGCAAGAAACUUUUCCUUGAAGCAUUUCAAAAUGGAACUAUGCAAGGCUUCAAUAGUUUGAUUUCCUAUUUCCAAACACAAAGUGAGCUUACUUAUUGUGGUCUCGCUAGUCUAUCGAUGGUCUUGAAUGCUCUUGCCAUCGACCCUGGAAGAAAAUGGAAAGGACCUUGGAGAUGGUUUGAUGAAUCAAUGUUAGAUUCUUGUGUACCUUUGGAAAAGGUAAAAGCUAACGGCAUCUCAUUUGAGAAACUAGUAUCAAUAGCUCAUUGUGCUGGAGCAAAAGCUGAACCCUUUCGUGCAAGCCAUAGCACUAUCGAUGAUUUUCGCAAAUACGUCACCAAAUGUUCAACUUCUGAUGAAUGUCAUGUAAUCGUAUCAUACUACAGAGCUGCUCUGAAACAAACUGGAGCUGGGCACUAUUCUCCUAUCGGAGGCUAUCAUGUUGGCAGGGACAUGGUACUUAUUUUGGAUGUUGCGCGGUUUAAGUAUCCUCCCCAUUGGGUUCCACUUGCACUUCUUUGGGAAGGCAUGAACUGUAUUGUUGAAUCCACUGGACAAACAAGGGGGUUCUUGCUUAUAUCAAGGCCUCACACCAAACUGGACAUGCUUAAUUUUCUGGAUUCAAAUUCUUAACGGAUGAUGUUUCUCUUCUAUUACAAUCAGAAGAUGUAAAAGAAUUCAUUAUGGUUGUUUCAGCCACACCACUUCUAUCUAAUUUUGAGGAAUUCAUCAAGUGAUUGAAAGAUGAAGAAACAAGACGGCAGGGUUGAAGUAUUAGCACAAGGAGAAAGCAGGGCUUGUUAUUAAGAUUUGGGAUACUCACCUGAUGAUAUUUUUAUACGAAAAUAGCAUUAUAGAUUAUUAGAUGGUUUGAUAUGUUUGAUCAAAUAUGUUUGAUUAACUAUCUAAAAGUUUAUAAUGUCAUCUUCGUAUAAAGAUAUCAUUAUAGGAGUAUCCAUUUUGAGUAUUUUUUUUAAGAGGUAGAAAAACUCUUGUGUUAAUAGUA